AUGUCGUUCCUUCACGCUUCUGCUAUUGACAGAUAUCUCUUAACAUCUACAAUCCCCAAAUCGUUCCCACCUUUUAAAUCGUUUUCUUUUCAGAAUCCUACUGCUAGGCCUACUUCGUCUCUUUCUUGUGUUGCAAGGAAGUCGGACACGGUACCUGACCCUGAACCCGAAUCAAAUUCCAAUCCUAAAGCUAAACCUAAGAAGACAACUCGCCGCCGCCUGAAAGCCGAAGUUGAAGCUACGCAGAAUGACAAUGAUGAGAAUCCUGGUGGGUCUAUGACGUACCCAGCGACUAUCCCAAGGAAGCCGAGGCGUGGCCGCAGGAGUGAAGCUGCGGCGGUUGAAGAUUUCGUGCGUGACUCGCUUCAACGGACAUUUACAUCAAUCCGAGAGCAGAACCCAGAGGUGUUUGAGAAUAACGAGAAGGUAAUGAAGGACAGAGUUGAGGAUGACAAGGUUGAAAGUGAUAGUGGUGAAGAUGAUAACGAAGACGGGGAUGGUGUCAGUGGUGGUGGUGGUGGAAGAGGAAAGAAGAAGAUGGUGGUUGAGGAGGAAAGUGCAAGUUGGCCACUUGAUGCGGAUGUGGGGUGGGGGAUUAGAGCGUCGGAGUAUUUUGAGCAGCACUCAAUUAAGAAUGUUGUGGGGGAAGAUGGUGUUGAGAUUGACUGGGAAGGAGAGGUUGAUGAUAACUGGGUAAAGGAGAUCAAUUGUCUGGAGUGGGAGAGCUUCGCUUUUCAUCCUAGCCCGCUCAUUGUUCUUGUUUUUGAAAGAUACAACAGGGCAGCUGAUAACUGGAAGGCUUUGAAAGAGCUAGAAAAGGCACUUCAGGUAUAUUGGAGUGCUCAAGAUCGAUUGCCUCCACGGUCAGUUAAGAUAGACAUCAAUAUUGAGAGAGAUUUGGCAUAUGCUCUUAAGGCUAGAGAAGGCCCCCAGAUUUUAUUCUUACGAGGGAACAAGAUCUUGUACCGGGAGAAAGAGUUCAGGACAGCAGAUGAGUUGGUCCAAAUGAUUGCACAUUUCUACUAUAAUGCUAAGAGGCCUUCAUGGAUUGAUGUGACGGCUUUAGCUCCACCUUAUUAAUGCCCUUGCAGGUUAAUUGGCAGGUCAAAGCUGUUUGUCUGGUGCAAUAGCUUAUUCGUCCCUCGCACCGAUCCCUGAUUUUGAAUUGUCAUCUAGUGAAAUUUUCCGUGCAAUCUUCAUGUCCAGAGACAGUUUUAAGUUAGCCUAUCUCCUUUGUUCUUGUGACCCUGCUGUUUGAUGAGAAUGAGUGUGAAACACAGGCUGAUACCAAUGGAAAAAGUCGUUGGAAAUCAGAAGUUAACAUGGGUUGUUGAAUAUCCACUCUGUGAUUGGGAGUUUUCUUCAAUUAUUUAUAGGAUCCCGUUGAUGUAACUAUAUGAUUUUGGUUGAACUCUCUCUCAUAUAGCCCUCCUAUUUUGCAUCACAGAUUCUUAAGGUCUUCUUGUUGGCAAUUCCUCGUCUUACAUACUUGUUCCCAUCCUGUAUUCAUUAUUCCUUGACAAAUUAAGACCUUGAUGGAUUGGCUGGGAUUUUGGGUCUUGAAA
Juglans microcarpa x Juglans regia is the source of this 1565-nucleotide messenger RNA. Its product is annotated as thioredoxin-like fold domain-containing protein MRL7, chloroplastic. Bases 1 to 1080 code for a protein of 359 amino acids. Gene Ontology annotation, cellular component: chloroplast stroma. The transcript has 5 exons. Lineage: Eukaryota; Viridiplantae; Streptophyta; Magnoliopsida; Fagales; Juglandaceae. The record is from RefSeq and is a predicted model, not a curated record. Gene Ontology annotation, biological process: chloroplast organization; regulation of DNA-templated transcription.